GCUGUUUACAUGCCAAAACCUGGGGAAUCUUUUGGGAUCCGUAAGUGGUGGAUCCGAACUGGUUCGAGGCAGUUCAGACCGGACUCGACGCUUUGUGUACAGUCCAAACUUGUUGGCGACACCGCUGGUGAGAAACAAUGGCGGGCAAGGCAAAAGGUUUGUUAGAGCGGUUUAGGGAUGGGGAGACUGUCAUAUGCGCGGAGGGAUAUCUGUUCGAGUUCGAGCGACGCGGCUACCUGCAGGCCGGCGGGUUCGUACCGGAAGUCGUCAUCGAGCAACCGGAACUGGUGGAGGGUCUGCAUAGGGAGUUCGUGCACGCCGGAAGUGACGUGGUGCUGGCCUUCACGUUCUACGCGCACCGAGAGAAGCUGCGGCUGGUCGGGCGGGAGGCGGACCUGGAGCGGAUGAACCGCACGGCGCUGCGCCUGGCGAGGAAGGUGGCAGACGACACCGGCACGCUCAUGGCGGGAAACAUCUGCGGCACCAACAUCUAUGACGCAACCGACCCGGCCUGGGAACCGAAGGCACGCGCCAUGUUCAAGGAGCAGAUUGAGUGGGCCGUGGAGGGAGGGGCGGACUUCAUCUACGCCGAGACUUUCUUCGCCUACGCCGAGGCCAGCCUCGCUCUGGAGUGCGUCAAGCAGUACGGGAAAGGUCUACCGGCUGUAGUUGGCAUCAGUAAGCACCGCGGAGACCUGCUGUUUGACGGGGUCCCGCUAGGGGACGCGCUGGUGCGGCUAGCGGAGGCCGGAGCCGCCGCCGUCGGGCUGAACUGCGGCCGGGGCCCGCCCACCAUGCUGCCCCUGCUCGAGGACCUGAAGGACAAGAUCAAGGUGCCUCUUGUAGCGGCCCCCGUCCCGUACCGCACACACCCGGACAGCCCACACUUCAUGACGCUCAAGGACCCGGAUGGUAAGGUCGCCUUCCCUCUGGACCUGGACCCGUGGCUGUGCAGCCGGUCUCAGAUCGCCGCCUUCAGCCGCCGGGCGCGCGCCCUCGGGGUGCGGUACCUCGGGCUGUGCUGCGGGAACGCCUCGCACUUCACCCGCGCCAUGGCCGAGGCGCUGGGCCGGCAGCCGCCCGCCUCGCGCUACACAGCCGACAUGACCAAACACGCGUACUACGGCACCGACCCGACUCUCAUCGACUUCAACACACAGGAGGUCUGCAAAAACAAGUUCUGAACAAGUAAAC
Molecule: messenger RNA, 1194 nt
Organism: Branchiostoma floridae (Florida lancelet)
Lineage: Eukaryota; Metazoa; Chordata; Leptocardii; Amphioxiformes; Branchiostomatidae
Product: betaine--homocysteine S-methyltransferase 1-like
Exons: 8
Coding region: 138-1184 (348 amino acids)
Molecular function (GO): methyltransferase activity; zinc ion binding
Source: RefSeq, a predicted model, not a curated record